AGAGGCACACCUGCAAUGGAAUCCGACAAAAUCCGUACUCUAGUGAACGCGUACAAUCGGCCGAACUAUAACACGACUGCUAUUUUAUCAGCUUUUAGGAAGAUUAUAGGGAGAUAGAGGUGAUGAUGUAAGCUAAAAAUAUUAAGAAGAAAAAGUGUUAAUAUCAUGACACAUUCAACACUAAUACACUUCCAUCAUAAAGUAACACACUCGUCAAGAUGUUGGCCUCCAUAGCUCGGAGGAGGAUAAGCUCAGCAGCAGGAAAUGUUAUUGUUGGAGUCACGUCUCUACAUUCAGUUUCAGUGGCAUCAAGCAGUCGAUUGAUAAGCACCUCCGUACCAAUGCAGAGGAAAGCUGACCCUUUCGAUAUGUCUGACGAAUCUGGAGAAUUUCGAAGAGGCAAUAAUAUUAAUGCAAGAUCGGCAAAAUUCACCAAAAAAGGCAAGCAGGCGAAACCUGGAAGGCGUGCGGAAGAGGAAGAAGACGACGAUGAUGACGAUGAUCUAUUGGCCAGUAAAAAGAUGAAAGGAAGAAGAGGGAAACCAGGAAAAGGACCACAAGCUGUUCCUCCACCCGGUAAAGGAUCUCGUGAUAAAGGUGUGCAAUUCUCUUCAUCUUUCAAGUCUGCCUUGAAAGUAAGGGAUAAACCGAAGAAGGAUAACAACCAAGAGCCUGCCAAAGCAGCCACUCCUCGAAAACCUUCUCCCACUCCAACGAGAAGACCAUUUAGGCCUCAAAAAGUCUCUAUCCCUUUACCGCAAUUCAUCACAGUGAAUAAUCUGGCCAAAGUACUAGACACAAAGAUGUUCAGGCUACAGAGAGUGAUGACGCAAGCAGGGCACACUGACACACGUCCUGAUUUGAUGUUGUCUCACAGUGAAGCAGAAUUACUGGCAAUGGAAUUCAAUGUGACCGUCACCCCUCUUUCUACCUCUUCAAAUGACUACGACAUCUUCCCACGCCCUCCACCUUCAGAUCCACAAUCUUUGCCAUUAAGACCGCCAGUGGUAGCUAUUAUGGGACAUGUCGAUCAUGGAAAGACGACAUUGCUAGACAAACUACGAAGUGCUAGUGUAGCAGCAGGAGAGGCAGGAGGGAUCACCCAACAUGUUGGUGCAUUCUCUGUAGAGGUAGCAGGAAUGUCAAACGAAAGCGAAAAACGAGCAAUCACUUUUCUCGAUACGCCCGGUCAUGCAGCAUUCACUCAAAUGCGAAGUAGAGGAGCAAAAGUGACGGAUAUUGUCGUUUUGGUCGUUGCUGCUGAUGAUGGUGUGAUGCCACAAACAAAAGAGGUGAUUAAUAUGGUACGUGAAGUUCAAGAAGAAGAAGGCGUAAAAGGUGCCGGUACAGGUGGCUUGCAGUUGUUGAUUGCAAUCAGCAAAGUGGAUCGUCCAGAUGCCGAUCCUGCCAAGGUUAAAGGGCAGAUUCUGGGCGAAAACGUCAUUUUGGAAGAGUUUGGAGGUGAUGUGCCAUGCAUUGAAAUCAGUGGAAAGACGGGACAGGGACUAGAUGUUUUACAGGAUAAUUUAGUCGUCAUCUCCGAGUUGAACGAAUUACGUGCAGAACGUACAGGUCCGGUAGAAGGUUACGUGAUCGAAUCUCGGGUAGAAAAAGGAUUCGGAAAUACUGCAAUUUGUUUGGUACAACGUGGUACGUUGAAAGUCGGCGAUGUUUGUGUUGCUGGUACAAGUUGGUGUAAGGUCAGACGAUUGAUGGACAGCAGUGCUUCUCUGGACGUUGCUGCUGCCGAGCCCGGACAAGCAUUGUUGUUGACCGGAUGGAGAGAAUUGCCUAAAGCGGGUGACAUGCUCCUUGGUGUAGAAUCAUCUGGUGGUCAAGAUGCGGAAGAAUUGGUGAAAAAGUGUAUCGAUACCCGUUUGCGUGUUGAAGAGCAACGUAAGCUGUUGAGGGAUGUCGAAGCUAUUAAUGAAGGUCGUAGAGAGGAAGCCAAUGAGCGAGACAAAUCUGACAGACAAGCAACAGAAGUUCGCAGGCUGCAGAGAGAGGCACGUUUGGCUGGAGAAGAGUAUGAUUUAUCCGAUUUACAGGCAAGAGUUGAGGCAGCCGAAAAGAAGAAUGCAAGUGCAACUGUAACGCAAUCCGGCAAACUGGAACUACGCUUAAUUGUCAAGGCAGACGUUAGUGGAACGGUAGAAGCGGUUACAGGUGCUAUUGAAGGUAUCGGUAAUAACGAAGUCGGCGUUAAAAUUAUCCAUUCUGGUGUAGGCGAGCCAACGGAAAGCGAUUUAGACAUGGCAAAAGCUGCUAACGGACACAUUUUAGGCUUCAACGUCGAGGCCAGUAGAUCUUUGCAUUCUUCUGCUCAAGCUUUAAUCCCAGCGAUCAAGAUUCAUUGUGAUGAUGUCAUUUACCGUUUAAUGUCGUACGUCACUGAUGAGUGUAUCGCUCUUCUACCUCCAGUAUACGAAUCUCGUGUCGUCGGAGAAGCAACCAUCCAACAAGUGUUUGCGAUCAAUGUUCGAGGAAGGACAACAAAGAACAUUGCUGGCUGUCGUAUCACAAACGGUACGGUGUCUAGAAACCAAAAGAUUCGUGUUUUGCGUAACGUUGGCGAAGGCAAGAAGGCAAAUGAAGGUGAAAUCAAACUGGACAGCGCUGGACGUCAAAUUUUGUAUGAAGGUCGAUUGGACAGUUUGAAACAAGUCAAAAAGGAAGUAGAUGAAAUGCGAAAAGGCACAGAAUGCGGAAUGUCAUUCGCAGAUGGUUUUGAAAAUUUCCAAGCAGGGGAUUUGAUUCAAUGCUACUAUGAUGAAAAAGUGACUCGCACACUGUAACACCACUCAAAAUCAGCCAAUCAUUGUAUACUAAUACAUUCAUAGAAUUCGCAUUUUUAGCUUUGAUCAUCAUGCAGGUUGUGAGAUUCUUCGUAAUUCGUUGCCCAAAUCGACACGUCUUUUGCCUUCUAGGAAAGCGAUGCUAUCCCGAUAUGAUUCUGGUAGGACUUUUUUCGCAUCGGGACCGAAGUCAAAGCUGAAAUGGAAGGUGUUACUUCGUUUUUUCUCACCCGUUUUCGUAUCGACCACUUCUGCCAAUACAACGACAGAUGCGAUCGAGCUUUGUUCGUUUUGCUCCGUGGUGUGUGGUGUACUUCCACUGGUAUAUGUGAUUCGUGACGUCAGGCUCAAGAUAGCGCCUAUUGAAACGGGUAAAUGAAAGGACAACGCAUCCAGGGAGAGAAACUUGACA
Molecule: messenger RNA, 3207 nt
Organism: Meira miltonrushii
Lineage: Eukaryota; Fungi; Basidiomycota; Exobasidiomycetes; Exobasidiales; Brachybasidiaceae
Exons: 1
Coding region: 369-2795 (808 amino acids)
Molecular function (GO): GTPase activity; GTP binding
Source: RefSeq, a predicted model, not a curated record